Molecule: messenger RNA, 256 nt
Organism: Phasianus colchicus (ring-necked pheasant)
Lineage: Eukaryota; Metazoa; Chordata; Aves; Galliformes; Phasianidae
Source: RefSeq, a predicted model, not a curated record
CGACUCAGGGACCCGAACCAACCGGUGCCGCAGGACACCAAAUUCAUCCACACCAAACCCAACCGCUUCGAGGAGGUGGUUUGGACCCGCUUCGACGGCAAGGACAAGCGCUACCUCCACAUCGGCCUCAAGCCCCGCGUCCGCGACCACUACCGCGCCAACAAGGUCGCCUUCUGGCUCGAGUUGGUCCCCCACCUCCACAACCUCCACCAGCUGCCCCACGCCUCCACCACCACCCGCCUUCCCCCCCCCGGAC